Molecule: messenger RNA, 873 nt
Organism: Hypoxylon fragiforme
Lineage: Eukaryota; Fungi; Ascomycota; Sordariomycetes; Xylariales; Hypoxylaceae
Exons: 3
Coding region: 296-481 (61 amino acids)
Source: RefSeq, a predicted model, not a curated record
UUCUCCCGCCUAUUUUAAGGAACCCAGGCGGCUAGACGCCUACAUGAACCAGCCUAGCCCUGUAUCCCUUUCUUUUUCCUCCUUACACUACACUAGUCAGACCCAAGUCAACCCAACAACUCUUUCUUCCUCCUCGCCCACCCUUUCUCUUUUUCCUCUCUACCUCCGACAAAGGGCAACCCCGACAAACAAAGCAUUUCUUCGCUUCGCCUUCGCGUUUUAUCAAGCGCCGCUCUACCACACACCCCUUCUUCAUUUUAAAUCUCGUCAAACAAACACGAAAGCCAAAUAAACGAUGGCUCGCGGCAACCAGCGUGAAAAGGCGCGUGAGAAGAACCUCAAAGCCCAGGCUGCUCAGAAAUCAAAGAGCGGCAAGACUGGCUUCGAGAUGCAGCGCGACAAGGAAGCCGUCGCCGAGAUGAUGCGCAAGAAGCAAGCUGCUGCCGACGCGAAGAAGCAAGGAGCCGGAGACAAGAAGUAAAAAAACCCAAACGUAGAGGCAGGCGUGCGCGCAAGGAGAGAAGUUAUUUAUUAAACUAAUAUAGACGUUGGGUGUGUGUGUGUGAUGAUGAGGAGGAAGAAGAAGCCGUUUUCACGAUAUCACGACACAUAGGCGAAAUUGCCCUUUUUUUAGCAGGAUCUCCGGUUCCGAGACGUGCUACGGCGUCUGGACAUUUCCCACAUUUUCGUUCCUUGCCCUUCCUUCCCUCUUCGUCGUUGAUUUAGGUGAACGUGAUAUAUAGUCCAGCACCUAAUAUAAUCUAAAAUCAUUUGUGACUUAGACGUAGCGUAAUAACGUAUUGACAGUUUUGGUAUUCAACAUAAUAGCAUCACAACACACAAGUUUAAAGUAAUUAAGCAAGACAAUCGGCC